AGCCAGACAUUCUCACACACUGCAGAGCAGGAUACGGAGCUACGCGUCACAACCGCACACACGCGCAGAUUUUAUCGCGCUUUCAUCAUCGCACAUCAUGUGACUUCGGAUCCGGACCGCGCGACGGACCACCGCCCUGAUCUGGAACCGCACAACCUCUGGGCGACAUUUAACGGCGGCUUUUCUGUUGUCGACUGCACAGUGCGCGAGCCUGGAAUGUAGGAGGAAGAAACAAUGCGAAAACUCCUGCUCUUGGUGCCGAUUUCCUUAUUGCUGCUGGGCCUACCACUCCCAGGAAAAGGAAAGAAGCCUAGCAUAGCAAAAAGAAAUGCCUCGGGCAUCUUAAUUCCCAAAACCUUCAAUGGAAGGAGUAUUAGUACGAACUCAAACGAGCUAGAUCUGACAUCCCUCCUGCCGGAGCCGAAGGAGAUCACGGUCCAUGUUGCCGAAUACUUCCAUGGGGUCCUGAGUACCCGCAUAAUCCCCGCGGCCUACAUUUUGGCCAUGAUUAUCGGGAUCCCCGCCAACGCGUUCAUCCUGUGGACUUUCGCCGCCAAAACCAAGACCUUCUCCACGGCCAUCCUCUACUGCAGCCUGGCCGUGUCCGACCUCCUCUUCCUCGUCACCCUCGCCUUCAAGGUCCACUACCACCUCGCCGGCAACGACUGGGUGUUCGGGGAGGCCGCCUGCCGGGUGGUGACCGCCUGUUUCUACGGCAACGCCUACUGCUCCAUCCACACGCUGGCGUGCAUCGCCGUCAAGCGCUACGUGGCCAUCGUGCACCCUUACACCUACAAGAGCCUGCCCAAACACCAGUGCACCGUGUGCACCUGCCUGGCCGUCUGGGCCGUCUUCGCCGUCGCCAUGGUGCCCGAGCUCCUCAUUCGCCAGACCUACCGCAUCCCCCAGGUAAAUGUCACCACCUGCCAUGACGUGCUGCCCCUGGAGGACCCGUCGCUCUCCUUCCUGCUCUACUACAAGCUGGCGCUGACGUUCCUGGGGUUCGUCCCGGCCUUCCUGGUCACCCUCUUCACCUACGGCUCGAUACUCCGGCAGCUGGGAAAGUCGCACUCCGAUUGGGCGAGCUACAUGAAGGCCAGCACCCUGGUCUUCGUCAUCUUCGCCGUCUGCUUCGCGCCCAGCAGCGUCAUCCACUUUGCUCACUACGUCAAGCUGAACACCAGCAGCCAGGACCACUUCUACGUCUACUACAACGCGGCGGUCUGUCUGUGCGGUUUGCACAGCUGCCUGGACCCCUUCCUGUUUUGUCUCAUGUCAAAGGCCACAAGGUCGAAGCGGACGUUCAUGACGUACAGAGGAAAAAACAUCAGUCUUUCCACGUAAAUCUGAAACCACCUGCAGCGCAUCUGCCGGACAGUGGUGUCACAGGAAACCAGCACGAAAUGUCUGACGUCGGUUGCCACGGGAAACAAUGCAAGACAGCCCUCUGCAAGUCCAGGGCCUUCAUGUGAAUGCAAACUAUUUUCACUUUGCUGUUACAAUGCGUGCAUUUCUACAGACUUUACACCUGUUAAUCUGGUCACCUUUGUGAAUGCUGUAUGCAUUAAACACUGAUCAAAUGCUAAAUUUGAUACACAAACUGCAACUUUUUCCACAAUGCUCCAGAGUGCAGAGUCAUCGAGGGGUGGUUUCGGUGUUGGAACAGACAAGUCUGACAUUCCAGUCUUGUUGCGACAGACUCUCAGUUGCGAUGUGUAACCUUGAAAUGACUUACGCCUACCGCAUAAAUGUGGAGGUACGUGUAUAUACAGAGGAAGGGACUGUUACUUCAUCGAUUUAGUUUGUUCUUUCAGUGACAGAUCAAGCAGUGUGCUAUAAGCGGAGUCUCUCCUAGAACAUAUUAAUAUGUAGUACAACAGAUAUAAUAUGAAGACUUUCAAUGGGUCGCAUUGCUGUAUAAGAGAUAAAUUCACUUAAACUGGAUAAGACGUCAGGUUUUGCUGCGUGACAGCCAAAACGUUUACUGCACGUGGCUUUUAUGCGAAAGGUCUGAAAGACAUCGAUCAGAAAGCCCGUUUGCCUCUAAUGACACCAGACGAGAGGUAAACCGGAGGGCUUUUUUAAUUUCAGAAACAGACGGCUUCUGGCAGACUCACCUCACAAAUGUGCGCUUUGGCGUGCUGCAGCACGUCGUGAUAGUGUUUGGCAGUGGAAGGCCUGACUCCCUGUAGCUUAGCGGUAGGCAGCAGGAGGGCGGACAGGGUCUUCUCCGGGUCGCCGGUGCUGAGCGCUUCGUUUAUUUCGGCUAUCGCCAAGAUUCCUGGAGGGACACGUUGAGCCGGUAAAGCAAAAUCAACACCUCAGUGUGGGCACAGACAUUUCGAUGCUUAAAAACAGACUAUGCUUAUCAAAGGCGGUUUAAGCCUUUAACUCUUUUCUAUUUGGUGACCUUUUGUUCUUCUAAAAAAUAAGCCGUUUAAUUGGUAACAGCUGAGAAUGCGUGUUUAUUGUUCUUUGCUUGCUAUGAAAGUGUAAACAGAGUUUGUGUUCUUAAAAUGACAUGAAAACUGUAAAAGCCCUCUUAUAAAAGGCCCACAGAAGGCACGCGUAGCACUUAUGCCGACUGAAAUUCGAUUAUAAUAUGGUAUACAAUCUCACAAGUGACAUUAAACAUACCAAGUCAAAAGGUCACAGUAUUAUUUAUUCUGUAGACAGUGACAUAGCACAGGCCAUGACCGUCUGUUUGGGGUGAACAAUUUAUCUCAAAAAAUAUAAAUAUCAUGC
Messenger RNA from Anguilla rostrata (American eel), 2745 nucleotides. RefSeq names its product coagulation factor II (thrombin) receptor-like 2 (gene f2rl2). The transcript has 2 exons. The record is from RefSeq and is a predicted model, not a curated record. Gene Ontology annotation, molecular function: thrombin-activated receptor activity. NCBI's taxonomy places the organism in Eukaryota, Metazoa, Chordata, Actinopteri, Anguilliformes, Anguillidae. Gene Ontology annotation, cellular component: plasma membrane. Gene Ontology annotation, biological process: positive regulation of Rho protein signal transduction; blood coagulation; phospholipase C-activating G protein-coupled receptor signaling pathway. The coding region runs from base 235 to 1344 and encodes 369 amino acids.